Daphnia pulex (common water flea) is the source of this 1324-nucleotide messenger RNA. Its product is annotated as dynein axonemal intermediate chain 4-like. Gene Ontology annotation, cellular component: axonemal dynein complex. Gene Ontology annotation, biological process: cilium movement. NCBI's taxonomy places the organism in Eukaryota, Metazoa, Arthropoda, Branchiopoda, Diplostraca, Daphniidae. The transcript is spliced from 7 exons. The record is from RefSeq and is a predicted model, not a curated record. Gene Ontology annotation, molecular function: dynein heavy chain binding; dynein light chain binding. The coding region runs from base 66 to 1034 and encodes 322 amino acids.
ACCGCUUUACAGAAGAGGAAGAAGAAGAGCGAGAAGAAGGAGAAGAGCCGAGUUUUGAAGAAAAGAUGGAAUCGACAGUUUCCAAAUUGACCUCACUGGGAAGGUCUCUAUCCUCCAUCGAAAUUGCACCUCUUUGGGCCGAAAUGGUCGGCGUGAUUUGGCCCCGAGAUCCUCUACAGCGAGUGGAAGUCGAAGAUGGAUUAAGAUUCAAAUUGGAGUGGAAAAUGAUCUGGAGCGAUGACAAUCAAUUUACCAAAGUGAAUUGCGUGGCCUGCAAUCCACAGGAUCGGAUGCUGUUCGCCGUAGCGUAUCAGAACCUGAACACCCACAAAGGCUUUAUCACCUGUUGGAACGUGCAGAACGUCACUUAUCCGGAGCUCGUCAUUUCGACCAGCACCAACCCGACCACCGUGAAAUUCUCGAUCGACAAUCCACGUCUCAUAGCAGUCGGUGACGAAAGCGGCAUGGUUCGCUUCAUUAGCAUCUCGGCCUCGUCAGGACACAUUGCUGAGAAUCGAGUUCAAAACAGCGGCCAUAAAGGAAGCGUGCUUGACUUGUGCUGGGUUGGCUGCAAAGUGCUGAGCAGCGGAAGUGACGGGCGAGUUCUCAUGUGGACGACUGUGACGGCGGAACUCGCACUCGAAUCUCAAGUUAUUGCAGAAUUGGAGCCGUCUUAUUACCAUCUGGAAUUGCCGAGAUUGAUCGAACUCACUCUACUCUCGCAGCCGGACUGCUUGCCCACUCCGGCCGCGCGAUGUUGCGUGGCUCCGCUCAAAAGCGACCCGGAUCGAUUCAUCAUCGGCUCGGAAGAUGGUUCUCUCCAUACCUUUUCUUUCCUACAAAAUUAUGUCCCACUAAUGACGACUCAAAGACACGUCGGAGCGUUAGUCCAUAUGGAAAGAAUCGACUACGAAGACAAGGAGUACAUCAUUACUCUCGGCAACGACAAUAUGAUUUAUGUGGAAAUGUUGCUGCCAGGACAGAAAAGCCAAGUUACACCACUUUUCCCAGAGCCAUUGGCGAGUUUUUCAUAAAAUCUUGUAGCGCAAAUUCAAUAACAUUUAAUAUUAUCGAGCAGGGAUCCAUCAUCAAUUUCACGUGUAAUCCCGACUGUCCCGAGCUGAUGGCCAUCUUAAAACCCGAUUCGAUCGAGCUGUGGAAAAUAUUCCCGGCAGCCAUGUUUUUAAUAAGCGCUCGCCGAAUGCCGGACCCAGCUUGCAAAACUUCACGACUCACGACUGUGUGUUUCGUCGCUCAUUCCAAGGCACUUCUCGUUGGAGACGACAUUGGUAAAAUCCAUGUUUAUUCUCACAACUACAAUCCG